AUGCCGUACCUCCCAUAUGAAGAGCCUAGCAUUACCACCAUCCUCUCCCUCACAUCUCUCCUCAUCCUUCUCAAUGUCACUCGCUACAUCCUUGACCGCCUCUUAUACUGCGGCAUCAUCGCCGAGAUCCUGAUAGGCAUCAUUUGGGGCCUUCCAGUCGGCGGUACAGCAUGGCUCUCAGCAGGCAUGCAAGAAACCAUCCAAGCUUUCGGCUACCUAGGCCUGAUUGGUCUUGUGUAUGAAGGCGGUCUUAGUACCGAUUUGGAUCUGCUGCAUAAAAAUGCUGGAAUGUCCAUAUCGGUGGCGACAGUCGGACUUAUUAUGCCCAUCGCGUUGUCCUUCCUCCUGCUUCUCUUUCCAUUCUCCAGCAGUUCUGGGACUUCGUAUCCUACCCCGCUGGCAGCUUUCUCAGCAGGUGCUUCGCUUUGUUCUACUUCGUUGGGUACGACAUUUGCUAUUCUAUCUUCAGCUAGUAUGCAGCAGACGAGAAUUGGAACAGUGCUUGUUGGAGCUGCUAUGAUGGACGACGUGGUCGGACUGGUCAUGGUGAACAUUGUCACCACGCUUGGUGCAGGCGGCAUGGGCAGUUGGUCUAUUGCAAGACCUAUCGUCGCUAGUUUUGGCUUGCUUCUUAUUGUCUUGGCCAUUUCUCCCUAUUUAUUGAAGCCAUGUUGGCUAUUCCUUGCUAGGCAGCUGAAUCCUGUAGAAAGUGGGGAUGAAAGAACCUCGAACUCCAAGUCAUCUUUUCAGAGAAUUGCUGUGAGGGUCGUCUCAGGUGUUCCUCAUUUGAGUUUCUUGCUUUGCACAGCCGUCUUGGUUGUCUUUGUAACAAUAGCAGCUUUCAUCGAUGCCUCGAUAUUGUUUGCAGCAUUUAUCGCAGGUGGCAUGGUGAGCUAUCUAUGGAAUUCUCAGCAUAAGCAGGAAGUCGCUAGAGACGAUCGCCCAUUCGAUGCUCAGAUGCACAUGUAUGAGCGGUAUUACAAGUCUUCAAUGGAGUAUAUACUUGUACCUUUCUUCUUUGUCUCCAUCGGAUUUUCUAUCCCAAUCACAGAUAUGUUCUCAGGGCAGGUCGUCUGGAAAGGCAUCGUCUAUUCAAUACUCAUGAUCAUCGCAAAGGGAACUGUCAGCCUUGUCAUCUAUUCAGAUUAUUUGAUAAAGGUAUGGCAUAGCAGAUCAAAGACUUGGGCAUCUCCACGCAACACAAACAUACCUCUACGAUCAAUUCGAUACCCACAAACAGAUAACAGCACUCAAGAAAGCGUCUCAAUUCCACAUGAACGGAGGAAAGCUCCACAUGCAGAUGCAAUGCUCGUUGGAUUCGCCAUGAUUGCAAGAGGAGAGAUUGGUUUCCUGAUUACCUCGUUAUCUCAAAGUUCGGGGACAUUGACACUGAAGGGCUCCUCAAGCGGUGGCGGAGAGUCCAUCUUCCUUGUCAUCAUCUGGGCUGUGGUUUUGUGCACUAUUACUGGGCCGGUUGCAGUGGGGAUCAUAGUUCGCAGACAGCGAAGACAGCAGAUUGAGACGCAAGACCUCGCACAGAUUCAUGACUAUUGCAGAUGA
Mollisia scopiformis is the source of this 1560-nucleotide messenger RNA. RefSeq names its product Sodium/hydrogen exchanger. NCBI's taxonomy places the organism in Eukaryota, Fungi, Ascomycota, Leotiomycetes, Helotiales, Mollisiaceae. Gene Ontology annotation, biological process: proton transmembrane transport. The transcript has 2 exons. Gene Ontology annotation, cellular component: membrane. Gene Ontology annotation, molecular function: antiporter activity. Bases 1 to 1560 code for a protein of 519 amino acids. The record is from RefSeq and is a predicted model, not a curated record.